GCAAGUAAGUUCAUGUUACUAUAGAGCAAAACUUAUGUUUUCAGGGGAGAAGGUGGUGAAUAACUGGACAAGAUUUGUAUUGAUCAUAUGGAUUUUUGUGGUGCUAAUCAUAUCACAGAGUUACACUGCUAGCUUAGCCUCAAUUUUGACUGUAAAGCGGUUGCAGCCUACAUUUGUUGAUGUCAAAGAGAUUAGAAAGAAUGGUUACUUUGUAGGGCACCAGAAGAAUUCUUUUGUGAAAGACUUCCUCGUAAAACAAUUGAACUUCAGUGACACCGUGUUGAGGGAAUAUAGCACUCCAGAAGAGUAUCAUGAUGCAUUGUCUAAUGGAAUCUACAAUGAUGGUGUAGCUGCUAUCUUUGCUGAAAUUCCCUACAUCAAACGCUUUCUAGCAAAGUAUUGCUCCAAAUUCCAAAUGGUAGGACCAACCUACAAAACCGAUGGAUUUGGCUUUGCAUUUCCCCUUGGAUCCCCAUUGGUCCCUUACAUUUCAAGGGCAAUCUUGAAAGUCACACAAGAUAAAGAUAAAAUGGAAGAAAUUGAACGAAGGAACUUUGGUGGCGAAGCCACGUGCUUAGAUCAAGCUGCCAUGCUAACCUCUGGUGGUCUUGGUUUAUCCAGCUUCGGAGGCCUCUUCAUCAUCACAGGAGUUGCUUCCAUGUCUGCACUUCUGAUAUAUGUCACGAAGUUCCUUUACAUUCAUUGGCCUGCUUCGAACACCAUGGAUCGAGAAAGAUCCUUUUACUCGAGAGUUCUUGAAUUGGCAAAACAUUUUGACAAGGCAGAUCCAUCAGCUCAUCAUCUUAAUAGAGCUGAGUCAAGAGUUCACCCUGUACCAAGUGCUGAAAUAGUUGGAGCUUCACCUCAUAUCGAUGAUGCACGUGGCCAUUCAAGGACUUCCAGUGAAGGAUCUGGAGACAUCAUUGGAGAUCAAGCGCAUGACAAUCAUACCCCAAGGAGCAGUGCUGCAAACCCCGAACCCCCACACACACCGUAGGCACUGCAUCCUUUGUUUUUAGGGAAGUCAUAAUACUAAUUUCCACUGACAGUAGUGGGCUUCAGCUGGUGCUAAUAGUUACAUUCACUGGCUACAGAUUGGAGAGAUGUUCAUGGUGAUGUUAUUUAAUUAGGAACAAAAAUUCUAUGUAGCUAAUGAAGCACCAAGA
Messenger RNA from Populus euphratica (Euphrates poplar), 1166 nucleotides. Its product is annotated as glutamate receptor 2.8-like. NCBI's taxonomy places the organism in Eukaryota, Viridiplantae, Streptophyta, Magnoliopsida, Malpighiales, Salicaceae. The record is from RefSeq and is a predicted model, not a curated record. Gene Ontology annotation, molecular function: ligand-gated monoatomic ion channel activity. Gene Ontology annotation, cellular component: membrane. Bases 35 to 997 code for a protein of 320 amino acids. The transcript has 2 exons.